Messenger RNA from Morone saxatilis (striped sea-bass), 2189 nucleotides. Its product is annotated as zinc finger protein with KRAB and SCAN domains 3-like. Gene Ontology annotation, biological process: regulation of transcription by RNA polymerase II. The record is from RefSeq and is a predicted model, not a curated record. Gene Ontology annotation, molecular function: RNA polymerase II cis-regulatory region sequence-specific DNA binding; DNA-binding transcription factor activity. Lineage: Eukaryota; Metazoa; Chordata; Actinopteri; Moronidae.
CCUCUGGAUUUGCCAUAUAAACAGGCUGUGGCGCUACAAGGAAUCCAUAGCUAGGGAAUCCUGUUGUCUGUAGCGAGUUAUUAUUUAUUUUUUCUUAACCGAAUCAUUGCACAUAUUUAAGUGCCUUUGAAUGCACCAUGAAGCCGCAACUGAUCGGGACCAAAAAGCGUCCGCCUGCCUUAAAACCAUCCGGAGCCGAGGCUGUGCAGUCCCUGCAAGAGGAGCUUGUUGCAGCAAUACAUGGAGCAUUUGAAGUGGCCGUGGAGAUCGCAGUUCACGAGGUGACCAAGCUAUUAGGUCAGGCGACAGGAGACGUCUAUGAGGAGAUGCGAAGGGAGAACGAGUCCCUGAAACAAAGACUGCAGAGAGCCGAAGCUCUGCUGGACUCUGCGCGCAGGGAGGAAAGAGAAGGCAGCUCUCCUCUUCCUUCAGAGCAGCCCCGCGAUGGCUCCAACCACACACACCGGCCGCACCACCUUAAAUACACUCAAAUAAGCCCAAAUCCAGAAGUGGGGGUCAGAGGUGAUACUCCCCCUGCAGGUCAGCGCCGUGUAGAGCAGCCUCAUAAACAGGAAGAGCAGACAUCGGGCGAUGAUGUGAUGACACAGCAUGUCAGUGAUGCUGCUCCAGACCCAGAGGAAAGUAGUGGAUUUGCUGUUGCUUGUGAUGCCUUGGCUAUAGAAGUCAGUGAAGAGAUGUCUCGUGUGUGUGUGAUGAUGGUAGAAAACAUUGACCAGCCUUGUCGAGACCUGGCAGCUCAAGCCCGCGACUCACCACUGCUUCCCUGUGGGGAUGACAGUUUGGAGCAGGUUACCGUGAAGCAGGAGAAGCCGGAAGAGGACAGAAAUGGUUCAGCCUGCUGUUUAGAUUCCAUCAAAGUGGAGGAUUUUAGCCCCGAGUGUAUGUCAGCAGUCCAGUCCAAAAUGCUAGAGGAGUGGAAACCAGAAUUGCUGGAUAUUUUGAGCCAAGACUCAAACAGUCCUCUGUCCUCCACCAUGUUGGCUCACGCUCAUCCUCCAAACCUGACCACCGACCUCCCUCCACCCACAGAUCUGCCGUCCAUCUCCUCAGAGUUCCCGAACAUCUUCCAGCUGGAAGAACCAGCUCCCAUCUCAGAAGCCCCUCCACAGGUUUAUGGAGUCCAUGUACGGCCCAGCCGCAACCUCCUCUACACCUGCAAGUCCUGUGGUCAGACGUUCCAGCUGCCCAGCCUGCUGCGGCGGCACUACGGACAGUGCCAGCAGAAGCUCCAGCAGUGUUGUCAGCAGCAGGUAGAGGGAAGCAGGAGGACCAGACUGCAGCUGUUCCCGCCGGGAUGCAGCCCGUUCCGCUGCACGGUCUGCAACCGAGAGUUCAACCGCAUGGAGAACCUCAAGACUCACCUUCGCAUCCCUUUACAAACAAAUUGUCUGGACAAACGUGAUAUAUCCAUUACUGUAUGUGCAGCUGAUAGACAGCCUGUGAGGACCUCAAGAGCCGUGCUAGAAACAGUUUGUCUUUUGGAUAACAGUUACAGACAUAGCAGGGUCUGUCCUGUCUGUACUGUUUCACCUCUUUGUACCAGGUCUUUCCUUUGAGAUCACAGGUAUUGUUUUUAAGAGCUGUCACCCAGAAAGCAGCAUCUCAACAAGUUAUAGGAACAGUCUAAGUGUAUUGAAUUGAGGUCAAACCAUAAAUUAUACUGACACAAUUCGUUUUAUUUCAGUGUUGAUGUUCUCUAAAUCAGUGUCUACAAUAGACCAAGUAGAAAGUAUAGAUACUGUGGCUGUGUGAUCAGUACGUCAACCAUUUUGUACUGUGUAUGAUGGCUCAGUAGUACUUUCACUAUAUGAAAUGUGUGGAAAUUGUCAGUGUAUCUCCAAGUGCCACUUUUCUCUUUUUAAUGAUGGUUAUUGAAGAAAAUCAGUUUGUUGGGCUCACCUGGCAGAGCUGGCGACCCGUGUACCGAGGCUGAGUCCUUGCUGCAGCGGCCAAGGGUUUGAGUCUGACCUGAAGCCCUUUGCUACGUGUCAUCCUCUCUCUCCCUUUUCUGAGUAUCUUCAGCUGCCCUAUGUUUUAAAGGCAAAAAAGCCCCAAAACAUUUUUUUUUUUUUUUUUUUUUAAAAAGAAGAAAGAAAAUCAGUUUGUGGUUCUUAUUCAUGGUAAUCUUGUUUUGGUAACUAUUUGUUUGUGUGCAUAAUAUAAUUAAA